GGCAAUCAGCUGGCUCGCGGGGGACAAAUCUCGGACGGGGAGCCACUACUCCUCCGCUCAGCCUUCUCACUCGGUCCGCCUCCCUCCCGUAGCCCUGGGCGGCUUCUGGCCGCGGCUGCCCCCGCCCGCGCGCAGUCCCCUCGGUGUGCCGAGGCGGCGAAGAGGGUGUGCCCGAGGCAACGGAGAAGGCGCGAGGGACGGAGCCGCGGGCGAGAGUCGGUGGCGGGCGCGCUGGUCUUGGCUCUCCAUUUCCUCUCCGGGCUUCAUCUUCUGUGACGGCGGCACCCCAGCCCUCACCCAGCCUCUCCGGCUGCCGGUAGGCGCGCCGAAGAAGGCUGAGAAAUCUUCAAACAGGAGCGGGGAGGAGGAGAGACCGCGGAGCUGCGAGUCUCCCAUUCAGCGCUCCCCAGCCUGCCCCCCAUCCCACUGCUGCUUUACCAUGAUCCAGGCUCUUUCCUGCCACCGAGAAGACCUCUAAACACCCGCAGCCCUCCGAAGCGGACCUGCGGCAGAUCCUGGGUUGCUAAGCCUGGGUGUGAAGAAAGCAGUUAAUCAUGGCCCAGGGGUCCAGCGACAUGGAAACUACUGAUCAAGAAGAGAGUUCUCCAAACAUGAUUGUUUACCGAAAGAUAGAAGAUAUCAUUACAAGAAUGCAGGAUGAUAAAGCAGGUGGUGUACCCAUCCGAACUGUCAAGAGUUUCCUGUCAAAAAUCCCCAGUGUCGUCACAGGGGCUGACAUAGUGCAAUGGCUUAUGAAGAAUCUCAGUAUUGAAGACCCAGCUGAAGCAAUACACAUGGGAAGUCUUAUUGCAGCACAGGGAUACAUUUUUCCAAUCUCAGAUCAUGUACUUACGUUGAAGGAUGAUGGGACUUUUUAUCGUUUUCAGGCUCCAUACUUUUGGCCUUCAAAUUGUUGGGAACCUGAAAACACAGACUAUGCCAUUUAUCUUUGCAAGAGGACCAUGCAGAACAAAGCUAGGCUGGAGCUAGCAGAUUAUGAAGCCGAGAACUUAGCAAGACUUCAGAGAGCUUUUGCAAGAAAGUGGGAAUUCAUCUUCAUGCAAGCAGAAGCACAAGUGAAAAUUGACAGAAAAAAAGAUAAAACAGAAAGGAAAAUUUUGGAUAGUCAGGAAAGAGCCUUCUGGGAUGUCCAUCGACCAGUGCCGGGCUGUGUGAACACAACGGAGAUGGACAUCAGAAAGUGCCGCCGUAUGAAAAAUCCACAGAGAGUCAAAAAGUCAGUCUAUGGUGUUACAGAAGACAGUCAGUCCCAAAGCCCUGUACAUAUGCCCUCCCAGCCAGUCCGGAAAACGACAAAAGAUGACGUUCGGAAGCAAAUAACAUUUCUGAAUGUGCAGAUAGACAGACACUGUUUAAAAAUGUCUAAAGUAGCAGAAAGUUUAAUUACUUAUUCAGAACAGUACCUUGAGUACGAUCCUUUUAUAACUCCUGCUGAACCUUCUAAUCCCUGGAUAAAUGAUGACACAGUGUUUUGGGACUUAGAAAUAAGCAAAGAACCUUCGCAGCACCGUGUCAAAAGAUGGGGCUUCUCUAUAGAUGAGGUGUUGAAGGAUCCAGUGGGGCGUGACCAGUUUCUUCGGUUUUUGGAAUCAGAAUUCAGCUCUGAAAACCUAAGGUUUUGGUUGGCCGUCCAGGAUCUCAAAAAACAGCCGUUGCAAGAUGUAGCUACCAGGGUAGAAGAUAUCUGGCAAGAGUUCCUAGCACCUGGAGCCCAGAGUGCCAUCAAUCUGGACUCUCACAGCUAUGAAAUAACCAGCCAAAAUGUCAAAGACCCAGGGAGGUACACAUAUGAAGAUGCACAGGAACAUAUUUACAAGCUGAUGAAGAGUGACAGCUAUGCACGUUUUCUCCGUUCUAAUGCUUAUCAAGACUUGUUGCUGGCAAAGAAGAAGCCCGAGAAUGAGCAAGGUCGUAGAACUUCUCUAGAAAAGUUCACUCGCAGUAUGGUAAGUUCAUUUGAUUUUGGUUAUGUUUCCUUUUAUUUAUUUAUUUCUCUCUCUCCAGCAUUUUCUUUUAUUUCAGGGCUUUUGGGGCUUGUUUUAUUUUGUUUUUUUGUUUGUUUUGUUUUACAACAAGGCUUCUGUACCACAUUCACUUUGUUAGCCUAUAAUAAAAAGGUAGGAUUUUGUGAUAGGCCCUUUCUAUGAUACCCCACAGCCUCCAUUCAUUUCCCUCUGGGUACUCUGUUCUAGCAUAACCAGAAGGGAUCCGUGGAGGGCAUUGCACAGCUCAUCUUCUUCCCCUUUGCCCCACAGUAUACAUUUCCAGACGCCCAGGGUGACAUUGCAAGACACCUCCCAUCCCCAUGCAGCCCUUCCCUCUCUUCGGUUCAUUAAGGGAUGGUGGUAAAUCUUGAAGUGCAGCUGAUCACUAUGGCCUUCACCAUAGCCAUGGUCCCAAGGAGUGCUCAGAAUGAUACUGUUGCCGGGAACAUCGUGCCCCCAGCCGCAGCUAUGGUGAGGGAUGCUGAAGGUCUGGGAGCUCAGAAGGGGUGGCAGGGGAUGCCAUCUUCUGUGCUAAGUAAGGAGCCCCAGAGCUUCAGCCCUAUGGGUUCUCCACAACCCGGUAUGUGAGCCCGGAACGUGUGUUCUUGGAGGAGGUUGGCCAGAGACAUGAAAGGUGCAUGCAAGCCUCCCAUGCCAUAUAGAAGGCUCACCUCCAUGCAUGCACAGCCAUGGAGCAAGGUGGGUUCAGGGCUCUUUUGCACUCAGCUAGAACCCCGCCCUGCCUGCAGUGGAUUGAACUAAGCCCCACUGACAUCAGCAAACAGAGCAGCAACCAUCUUGUGGCACCGUGAUGACUAACAGGUUUAUAAUGGCAUGAGCUUUCAUGGACUGCAGUCCACUUCUGUGAAAGCAUAAGCCACCAUAAACGUGCUGGUUCUUAAGUGCCACCAGACACCCUGGUUUUGCUGCAACAGCCUGUUAAAACAUAGACAUGUAUUCAUAGCAUACUUUUUGCUGGGGUUUCAUAUGAAGUAUGUGCAGCAUCUGUAUGUUGGGUCACGUAUACUGAAUGCCUGAGAGACCAUCACGUAAGUUGUACUCCCUCUUUGUAAUCUAAUUCCUGCAAUCUGUUUAAGCAAUAUUUGAUUAACCUGUUUCAAAUCAGUCUCUCAACAAUGGCUAGCUGAGGGUCUUCCUUUAUUAACAAGGCAGGUAGAAUCUGAACUCAGUGCCAAAAGUUUAUUGUAGUUCUGUUCAAAUAUCUUUAAGUGAAUGGAAUCUAAAAUGUGGAAAAAUAAAUUAUGGACAGAAGGAAAUUAGGCUGCCAUGGCAGUUUUCCUUUCCUUGUGUGCUGGUUACAAGCUACCUAAUUAGCAUAGUUACCUUCAUGGCAUAGGUUGUUGUGACUUCUGAACCUAGCAAAGGGAGGUGAUGGUGUGGUUUACACACCACUCUGAAACCCUGGGACAAGCCCACAAUCCCCAGCAAAGAAGCAUGAGCCCAAAGGCAUUUAAUUAAAAGUACUUUUUUCACAUACAGCAGUUCCUCGUGCCAAAUGGAAAAUUGCUUUUGAAACUAAGGGAAUUUCAAAAGCCAUCUGUGAUAUGCCAGGGGGGGGUCAGCUAUCCAAAGAAAAAGAAAAGUCAAGAUUUCCCCUGAAGUAGCAACAAAUGCUUGGCAGGAGCUUAAGAAGCCUUUUGAGCCUGGCUGUAGGAGGGACUGUAUGAUGAUAUCGCAGGCAUUCAUAAGACCAUAGGAAGAGCCUGGCUGCAUCCAUCCAAGGGCCUAUCAAGGCCCAGCUCCUGUUCCUUGGUGACCAACCAGGUGCCUAUCGGAGGCCCACGGAGCAGUAGCCUUCCCCUGCCUCAUAACGAAUAGCCACUGAAAUCCUUAUCCUCCGUGCAUCUGCCUGAACCCAUUUUAAAGCUAUCUAAGCUGCUGGUCGUCCCAGCAUCCAUAGCUUAGCUUGGUGCAUAAGCAUAUGUUUAUCACCCUGAUCAUUGAUUUGUUGGGUGCUGAGCAGCCCUUCCUGCAUAGCUGCUUGCUUGAUGAUUAUGGGGAGGGAGAGCCCUUGAAGUCAGGUCUGAAAUGCCUUUCAUUCAGAUCAACAACCACUCAUCUGAUACGCACUUCUCUGACCUGGCAUGCAUAGGCUUCAUACUCAACUGUGCAUACAUAAAAAAUCUGUGCUGCGUUUCUACUGUCAAUACACUAUUGCACUGCCUAGAUGUUGCUCUGCUGAGAAGUCCGAGCCACAUCACGAAUGGCAAAAGACUUUACAACAAGCCUACAUCUGUUUUCAGUUUAGACCAAACAUAUUGUUUCCUAGUUCCCCGAUCUCCCAAACAGUAGAAAGUUCCAAGGGCAGCUGCUAUAGAAUCAGUUUCCCUGGAAGGAGAGCAUGCUGGUGAUUUAUGAUGGGCUUCUUCCCUUCAAUAUCUAUUUACCAGAACUCAAACUGACCUUGAAGAAGGCAAACAUCCAGAAAGACAGUACAAACAACAUCAGUUCCCAAAAGCAAACAUCAUGUCCUUCAGAAACCUCUGUUUCCACUACCUACAUUCCAGAACCCCCACCCUCCAAACAGGUGAAAUGUGUUAGAGCUAGUAGCCAACCAUCAAAAUUUACUGAAGAAACAUCUUGCAAGCAUCUGUGUCCAUAGAGGAAGUACCUUCAGUUAUCACCUAAAUGAAGAGUAGGGAAAAGAUAAUUUCAUCACUUGAUAACUGUUACCAUUACAAUUGCAGUAAAUAUCUUUCAUUUCAAUAUUUCCUUUGAAAUUAGCACCUCUAGUGCAGCUGAACAAAUUACUGGAAACAUGCUCCUCUUGCUAAAGAUGUGCAGUGUUUGAUGGAUUUGGGGGUGUUUUUGUUCCCUUGGCAUCCAAUUUCUUCCUCCUUAUCCUAUCUGACCUCAGCCCCAGUUGCCCUCAAGUUAUUCAAGCUAUUAGCUGUGGAGACCUAUGAGAUCCUCACAUAUAUCCAGGGUGACAUUAUGUAGCAUCCCAAUCAUCCACAGAAUCAUUUGAGUUCCCCACAGCCAAUCAGAAUGAAAUAGUGAUAAAGGCAAAUGAAAUUGAGGACAGCGAGGGCAAAGAAGAGUGUCAGAACAACAUCAUGCAUAGCAUGAUAUAGCAAAACAUGGGGCCUGCUCUUCAACAGUCUUAGAAACAAAGGUGAGCAGUUUCCGCUUAACCCUUCUUACAAUAUUCAAGAAUUAGUUUCUUGUGUAAUGGAUAAAGCUUCCCUCUUGCUGCUGCUCUUUCUUUAAUUCUUUAUUCUCUCCCUCUUUUCCGUCUUCUCCCACUGAUAGUAAAACUACAAGUUACACAUCGUUCCAUGAUUCUUUUAACAUACCACCCCUAGUUCAUGCCAUGCAGAAAGGAAAGCCCAAGAUGAGAGGAGAGCAGCUUCUUGUCCCUUUUGUCUUGCUCUGCCCUUCUGCUGAAAAAUCACUCGUUGCUCCAGAAUUGUUUUUACCCUCUCUGGGGAAAAGAGGCACCCCCUCCAAAUUGCAGUCUCACGGAUGCAUUGUGCAAAGGAAAAAGAAAAUGCCAUUGUAUAGGAUCAGAGAACCCUAUGCAACAUGUAGCUAAACCCCGAGAAGGUUCCUGUGCUUUCUUCAACCCUGUGUCAUUUCUUUCUUGAAUGACUCCCAUAGAACAGUGGAUGCUGCCUCUUCAUCAUGUAUGCAAGACUCUUUAUUCAUUCUGUUAACAUGGUCCUUGCAUUCAUUUCAACUUGCUUAGAUGACAGUCAGGUUCUACACAAGUGUGAACCUUAACACAGAAGAAGCCGAUAACCGAAAGUAGAAGAGGAUCUCUGCAUAUAAAGGCCCCAUUUAGGUAUUAGGGCCAUGUGAUUACAAUCACGGAGUGGCAAAGUGCAGCCUCAUCCCAUCCCAGCCACACAGCCUGACAAGCAAUGCAGGGAAAUGCUUGCAAAGGGAAGUCUGUUUUGUGUGCAUCGGCUCCCCCGGCCCAUGAUAGAGGCUGCUGCACAGUCGCAAGAAGAACCUAAGUGCAGCAGGUUCCACUUAGAGACCUUCCCAGUGCAAAGAUGGCUGGGCAGGCAGGCUGGAAUGCCUGAAGGGGUUUCCUUUUCAGCUUUGUCUUCCUGAAACCAGUUAAGUUACAACCAACCUUCCCCAUUGGAGGUAAGCUUGACUAACUUUCCCUAAAUGAAAGUUAAUCUGGACUGUUCUUUUGUGUGGGAGUUCAGGGGUGCAGGAAAGCAAGUCUGCGGAAUCUUGUCUUUUCUUUGACCAGUUGGAGUAUCUUAGCUUCCACCAUAGUCAUUAUGCACAGCUGCAAAAAAUCGAGGUGGCUUGAGCACUGGUGGCAGGCAAAGUCCCCACAGUCUGAUUUAGGGCUGGGUUCAACAAGCAGGCUGUUUUGCAGCCAUGCACGUGCUCACUCUCACCAAGCAUUGUGCACAUUUUUCCAAUCCCAGUUAUCCCUAACAUCAUUGUGACCCUGAAAGGGGUCGGAACACCUCCCUCGAAGUCUCCCCAGAAGUUCUCAUGCUCAGUCCUGCCACCCCAGUCAACAAGGCUGAUCUGGGGCACUGGCAAGAUUGGGGAAAUCUUGCAGCAGAUCUCCCCAAACAGCCAAUGCCGCAGUGCUAGGGACCCUGGGAAAUGUAUUUUUCCAGGGUUCCCAAGUUCUUUGUACUCAUGUUAGGUACUCUGCAAACUGAAUGCCCAAACUUGUCACAUUCCUAUAAAGUGUGUGAUUUAUUUACACUUUUUUCUUAUCUUGCUUAUCACCAAGGUUGAUUCUUUUUACAGCCAAACGGAAGUUUCAAGGAAUUGUUCUCUAUUUUCUAAUGAGCCAUUCUCAAUGCCACAUUGUGGCCUACAGAGUAUUUAAUUGCUAUGUCUUAUUUAAGAAGUGUUACUAACUGCUAAGAAGGACUUUGAUGCUUUGUUCUUUUACUAAAAAAUUGUGUAUGUUUAUUUGAUCUUGUUGAAUACACGGAGGACAGUAGCCACGGAUGACUUCAGAUUUGCUGUUUCAUUAUACAUAAAGUCAAUGCAUUCAACCCUGUGGGAAGGGUCUAAUUAACUGAUUUUAAAGAAGACUAGACCAAGCUGAGAAAUGGCACACAGCUGUGAUCUAUACAGCAACUUACUUAAAUAUCUAUACAUGAAGGCAAGUGGUCAGAAGUUUAAGAAAAGGUUUGGGACUUCAUUAGACAUUAUGAUGGGACUACCACUGCCUUCUUCCAUGUAAUGGCUGGAUAAGCAGAAUGUGUGAUGUGGUAUCAUCCUGCUGCAUCUUGCCCUGCCUGAAAGCCAAGGGGUGGCCAUGAAGGUAGCAAGGGAUGCCGAGCUGUGGAUGCUACUAGCAAAAGCGAGCAGGAUGCAAACCCGAGGCAGUAGUUCUUGCAAUGGUAGCUCAGACAUCAUGCCAACUAGGCAUGGUGCCUGUGGGGCUGCCACUGUGUGUGCAGAGGCGUUUCCAGAUGAGGCCUUUUCCAGGCCAGCCCACCAUCCCUCUGCCUCGCCCAUGGAAUGAGGGGCCAGGCUGUUGUCGCCUAGCACUUGCACCCUUCCCACGGUUCCUACCACUCCAUCCAUCCUCACCAUUAAGGGGAAAAAGGUGGAAUAGUUGCACAGUGCCUUCUGGUUGGUAGUGCUCGGAGCUUUGCAUCUGGAAGCUCUUGUGUCAAACUCCAAUUUACAAUGGGAUAGUUUACCUCUCUGGCAUUUAAAAGCAGAAAUGUUUAGAAGGCUUCUAAAAAUCGGGUAGCUUUUUGAGUGAGAGAGUGACUGAAUAUACAUGUUUAUACAUUUUCUGUGCUGGGGGGAGGAACCUGAUGUCCUCCAGAUGCAUUGGACUGCAGUUCCCAUCAUUCUCAGCCCAAGGCCAUGGGGAGGAUGGACAAUUCAGUCCAACACAUCUGGAGGACACCAGGCUGGAGAAGGCAAAUGCGUAUGAAAGAUGUGGAAUCUGAUGUAGCAAUGGCAUUUUCCAAAUACAGAUUCAGACUGCAAGAGCAGGUACGCAUGGUUGAAAAUGUAUGGCUGCACAGUCCAGCACUGCUGCUACACAGCCUCCAGAUUUUAACAGGGAAGUGUGACUUCCUCCUACUUGGUGGGUUGCCUUCUGAGAGCUGGUACUUGUACCUGCAGGCAGGGAUUCGUGGCUAGGUAAACCUGCCUCACCACCAUUGAAAUAGCAUUCCAAACAUAUACUUGUCCUAUUAAAAACUAGAAAGCUUCACUUUAUGUUGUCAUCCAUUACUUCUUAUAUGUAUACAAAUUUAAAUGUUCUUUUGAUUUCUUUUUAUAUAAAUUUAUCUGUGUUGAUUUUAUGUUCUCUUGCCAUUACUUUUCUUUAUUGCCACUUUUUAAAAAGCCCUUUAUUCAGCAUUUUCCUUGAUUUUGCUUCUUAAGUUAUGUUACUUUUCUUAUGUCUAGGCAUGUAUCAUUUCCUCUCCUGGUAAAUUCUAAUAAAAAUGAUUUUUGAAAGGA
Messenger RNA from Varanus komodoensis (Komodo dragon), 8444 nucleotides. RefSeq names its product regulator of G protein signaling 6 (gene RGS6). Gene Ontology annotation, molecular function: GTPase activator activity. The coding region runs from base 555 to 2168 and encodes 537 amino acids. The transcript is spliced from 17 exons. Lineage: Eukaryota; Metazoa; Chordata; Lepidosauria; Squamata; Varanidae. The record is from RefSeq and is a predicted model, not a curated record. Gene Ontology annotation, biological process: intracellular signal transduction; regulation of G protein-coupled receptor signaling pathway; G protein-coupled receptor signaling pathway.